Molecule: messenger RNA, 6400 nt
Organism: Mobula hypostoma (lesser devil ray)
Lineage: Eukaryota; Metazoa; Chordata; Chondrichthyes; Myliobatiformes; Myliobatidae
Product: zinc finger protein 585A-like
Exons: 2
Coding region: 470-2011 (513 amino acids)
Biological process (GO): regulation of DNA-templated transcription
Molecular function (GO): DNA-binding transcription factor activity, RNA polymerase II-specific; RNA polymerase II cis-regulatory region sequence-specific DNA binding
Source: RefSeq, a predicted model, not a curated record
UGCGACCGUCCCGAACACCGCGCAUGCGCACAGUACACUCCAGGCCUCGGGAUGUCGGCACAGGUUGAAACUGACAAGGAAUUUGUCUACGGGUAUCUCGAACACAACACGCCAGUUUUGUAGUCUCUGUCCAAAUAAUUAAGAAGUGGAGCAAGGGAUUAACUCGAUCAUCCUUCCUGCUCAGACUAUCAGGAGGGAUUCACUCGAUCAUCUGACCGAUUGGCACACCGAUCAUUUUACACAGGGGGAACCCAUUCAUCUGCUCAGACAGUGGGAAAGGAUUCAGUCGGUCAUCUCAACUGAAGGUACAACAGCAAGUUCAAACUGGGACAAGGCCAUUCACCUAUUUGCUUGUGAGAAGGGAUUCAGUCAGUCUUCCCAGCUGCAGACAUACCAGUCAGUUCACCCUGGGCGGAGGCUGGUCAUCUGCUGAAUUUGUGGGGAAGGAUUCACUCAGUCAUCUGACCUAAUGGCUCACCAGCGAGUUCACACCGGGGAGCGGCCGUUCACCUGCUCGGACUGUGGGAAAGGAUUCACUCAGUCAUCUAAACUGAAGGUACAUCAGAGAGUUCACACUGGGAAGAGGCCAUUCACAUGCUCAGACUGUGGGAAGGAAUUCACUUGGUCAUCCCAACUGCAGAAACAUCGGCGAGCUCACACUGGAGAGAGGCCGUUCACCUGCUCAGACUGUGGGAAGGGUUUCACUCAGUCAUCCACCCUAAUGUCACACCACCUAGUUCACACUGGGGAGAGGCCAUUCACCUGCUCAGAAUGUGGGAAGGGAUUCACACAGUCAUCUAAACUGAAGGUACAUCAGCGAGUUCACACUGGAGAGAGGCCAUUCACCUGCUCAGACUGUGGGAAGGGAUUUACUUCGUCAUCCCAACUGAAGGUACAUCAGCGAGUUCACACUGGAGAGAGGCCAUUCACCUGCUCAGACUGUGGGAAGGGAUUCACUCAGUCGUCCGCCCUAAUGACACACCAGCGAGUUCACACUGGGGAGAGGCCGUUCACCUGCUCAGACUGUGGGAAGGGAUUCACUCAGUCAUCCGCCCUAAUGACACACCAGCGAGUUCACACUGGGGAGAGGCCGUUCACCUGCUCAGACUGUGGGAAGGGAUUCACUCACCCAUUCACCCUAAUGGCACACCAACAACUUCACACUGCAGAGAGGCCAUUCACCUGCUCAGACUGUGGGAAGGGAUUCACUUCCUCAUCUAAACUGAAGGUACAUCAGCGAGUUCACACUGGAGAGGGGCCAUUCUCCUGCUCAGACUGUGGGAAGGGAUUCACUUGCUCAUCUAAACUGAAGGUACAUCAGCGAGUUCACACUGGAGAGAGGCCGUUCACCUGCUCAGACUGUGGGAAGGGAUUCACUCAGUCAUCCACCCUAAUGGCACACCAGCGAGUUCACACUGGGGAGAGGCCGUUCACCUGCUCAGACUGUGGGAAGGGAUUCACUCAGUUAUACACCCUAAUGGCACACCAGCGAGUUCACACUGGGGAGAGGCCAUUCACCUGCUCAGACUGUGGGAAGGGAUUCACUUGGUCAUCCCAACUGAAAGUACAUCAGCGAGUUCACACUGGAGAGAGGCCGUUCACCUGCUCAGACUGUGGGAAGGGAUUCACUUCCUCAUCUCACCUGAAGGUACAUCAGCGAGUUCACACUGGGGAGAGGCCGUUCACCUGCUCAGAUUGUGGGAAGGGAUUUACUUCGUCAUACCGACUGAAGGUACAUCAGCGAGUUCACACUGGGGAGAGGCCGUUCACCUGCUCAGACUGCGGGAAGGGAUUCACUUGCUCAUCUCACCUGAAGGUACAUCAGCGAGUUCACACUGGGGAGAGGCCAUUCACUUGUUCAGACUGUGGGAAGGGAUUCACUUGCUCAUCUAAACUGAAGGAACAUCAGCGAGUUCACAUUGGGGAGAGGCCAUUCACCUGCUUAGACUGCGGGAAGGAAUUCACUCAGUCAUCCACCCUAAUGGAACACUGGCGAGUUCACACCAGGUAGCGGCUGUUCACCUGCUCAGACUGUGGGAAAGGGUUCACUCGGUCAUCUCAACUACAAAGACACCAGCAAGUUCACACUGGGUAGAGGCUGAUCACCUGCUCAGACUGCAGGAGGAGAUUCACUCAGUCAUCCGACCUACUGGUACACCAGCGAGUUCACUCUGGGGAGAAGCCAUUCACCUACUUAGACUGCGGGAAGGGAUUCACUCAGUCAUCCACCCUUAUGGCACACCAGCGAGUUCACACCGGGGAGAGGCUGUUCACCUGCUCAGACUGUGGGAAAUGAUUCACUUUUUCAUCUCAACUACAAAGACACCAGCGAGUUCACACUGGGGAGUGGCCGUUCACCUGCUCUGAAUGUGGGAAGCGAUUCACUCAGUCAUCUAACCUCAUGUAACUCUUGCUUAAAAUAGGGGUGAUAGUCCCCCAGACCGGCCAAACUUGAGAAAUAUCAUUUGGGUGGAUGCUGCGUGAUGUGUCCCCUGUUACAAAUCAGUACCCCAAAAUAACAAACAGUAUACAGUAUGCAAUUAAACGAUUGAGCGUUAUAAUUAUUACUUUGACUAUAGGGUUAGUAAAGAAAUCACAAAAAAAGAGCCCACUCUCUCCAUUCGUGUCUUCUCAUCUCUCCCCAGCAAAAGACCAUGAAAAUCUCUCUUCCAGACUCACAAGAAAGAACAUUUCCGUCAUUGGAUAGCCACACACUCCAAAACCCUGUUAUCUCUAAUCGUAACCUAAACAGUGCUGCUACAGAGAAACCAUUACUUUGGCAGUGAAACAUUGCAGAGAGGCCAUUACAUUAGCAGUGAAACCUUACAGCAAGUUGCACUUGUGACACACUACCGGGUUCACACUGGGGAGGAAGUUUCAAUAAGCUGCAUGCUGGAUAUUUCUCCAUCACCAUGCUGAAUGCAAUUUCGAGAGUGACUGUCGUUGCUGAACUCUGCAAUUAUUGCUGCUGCUCACCAUACCCAGUUCUGCACCCUGGUCACUGGGCAUGGGAGGAGUUUCUUCUGCUGCACAUUCACCUUUAAUGGGACUGGUGUUUAAUAUUCUGGAUCUGAGACAAAUAAAUCAGUUCUAUUUUAAACUCUGCCUCCCGUACUUAGUGAAUUUAUAACACAACUAGUGUACAGUAGAGAGUCAACUCCAGCUGGCUGGACCCUGCCAGUGAUUCAGAUCCACGACAGUCCUGUUAAAUCCUCCCCUGUUGUUCACCUCUUGCUCUCCCAGUGGUGAUGGGUUCCAAACAGUCACCACUCCCUUGAAUUCUCCACAAAUGAAGAAGUCGAGUUGACUGCAGUUCUGUCUAAGAUGUUCUUCGCCCCUCUAAUCUCUGGGCUGAGGAAGAAUGACAUUGGUAGUUAACCUCGUUAUUCACGGCUCAUUUCCACAUUAUGGGUCAUUUUCCCUGCUUCUAAAUGGUGGUUAGAAAACACCACUGCCCUCUAAAGACUGAACGCAGAAUGGGAAACCAUUAGUUGGAUGUUCAACGAAGCAGGGUCAGAAACCAGAGGCGGGUCUGCACAGGGCAGAGUUUGGGGCUCUGGACGAUGGUCCGGGUAAGAACGUAUGAUGAGGAGAAGGGAAUCAGCAGCGGGGCGUGGCAACGAAUGACAGAGUAACAACAUUUAGAAGGUGACUGACAGAGAAAACAAUUCGGUUGUCUGACUGAUGACACAAACAAUGCCUGAUGUGAGGUGCUCCACUGGUCGAGGAACAUGUGUGUUGGGAAUGCUUUUAUCUAUUGAGGGAGUUGUUCCUGCUUAUUUAUCUUGUAAUACUAUAUCAGGAUGGUUAUUUUGGAUUAUCCUAUCUGUAAUGAUGUAUUGAUAAUCAUAUAAAUUGUGAGAUUCUGUUCCUAAAACGGAAUCAGACUUGAAUUUAUGGUGCCUUAAUGAAGUUACGGUGGUCAUUCAUGAGUUUGUAUUUUCAAGCAAGGUUUUGGUGAAUGAUAUUUGCCACUUGAUUGUACCUGCAUAAGUAAUCAGGUUGAGUUAAUCUGCUGCAGGAUCCUGGAAUGAGUUGGAUUGUGUCUGGUUUCUCUUGGCAUUUUCUGCAUUUAUUGCCUGGUUUGUUUGUAUUGUUUAUAUUGUUGAUUUUUUCUUCUUUUUGUUAACCACCUUGUCCUGUAUUUCUGCAAGGAACCCCUCUGUUUCUGGGAAGAGGUCUCCAACUCUCAGUCAGGUGCUCGAUGCUUCCUUGUCAACAUCUAGUCUGCUCAGAUCAUUGGGAUGUCUCCCAUGGAGGGUCAUACUCAUUCCACUGGUUAAUGUUUUCUUCCAUAGUGAUGAUUCAUUUUUCUGGGUUGGCCUCUCAUUUAAGUUUUCUGGCCUGUAUUUCUUAUCACGAUUGCAUAUACACACAUGGAGUGUUGAACCCUGUUCAUUUUUGAUGAAAAUAUAUACUUAGAAGUUUUAUCUGACUGUUGUGUAAUUUUUGUUCGUGUGUGUUAUUCCUCUUCCUCCUUCUGUCCAAGAUAGUGUUAAUCUAAGUGGGUUUGAGUGUAAAUAGUCUUUUCUAUAUAAGGGGUUUCUUCCUUUAUAUUACUGCAAAGGCUCCUAAAAUGGCUUCUUUGUUAUGUUAUAAUAAAAAUGGCUUUUCUGUAAUAACUGCGAUUUAAGGAGUUCUGUCUCCCCUGUUGUUCAUCUCUCACUCUCCCUGUGGUGAUCGGUUGCAAACAGUCACCACUCUGGGUAAAGAGGUUUCCCUUGAAUUUUCUGCAGAUGAAGAAGCUGAGCUGACUGCGGUUCUGUCGAGAUGUUCUUCGCCCCUGAAAUCUCUGGGCUGAUGAAAAGUGACAUUGGUGGUUAACCUCCUUAUUGAGGGCUCAUUUCCACAUUAUGGGUCACUUUCCCUGCUUCUAAAGGGUUGUUGUUAGAAAACACCACUGCCCUCUAAAGACUGAAAGCAGAAUGGGAAACCAUUAGUUGGAUGUUCAACGAAGCAGGGUCAGAAAUUUGCCACUCGAUUGUACCUUUGUAAGUAAUCAGAUUGAGUUAAACUGCUGCAGGAUCCUGGAAUGCAUUGGAUUGUGUCUGGUUUCUCUUGGCAUUUUCUGCAUUUAUUGCCUUGUUUGUUUGUAUUGUAUGUAUUUUUUAUUUAUUUUUUUCUUUUUGUUAACCACCUUGUCCUGUAUUUCUGCACGGAACCCCUGUUUCUGGGAAGAGGUCUCCAACUCUCAGUCAGGUGCUUGUUGCUUGUCAACAUCUAGUCUGCUCCGAUCAUUGGGAUUUCUCCCAUGGAGGGUCAUACUCAUUCCACUGGUUAAUGUUUUCUUCCAUAUUGAUGAUUCAUUUUUCUGAGUUGGCCUCUCAUUUAAGUUUUCUGGUCUGUACUUAUUAUCACAAUUGCAUAUACACAUGGAGCAUUGAAUCCUUUUCAUUUUUGAUGAAAAUAUAUACUUAGAAGUGUAAGAGUUUUUUUCAUGUUAACUGCUAUGGCUAAUAAAAUGGCUUCUUUGUAAUACUAACUGCUGAUGUAAGGGGUUCUCGAUAGCAGCAUAUUUGAGUUAUAAUCAUAGAUAACGACUUUGGAAUGCCGUUGCUAAGCAACAGAAUGGAUGUUAUUCUUUCUUAUGUGUGAAAGCUAUUGUUUUGACUUUGGUUAGAAGGCACGGUGGGGACAGAAAGGGGAGACGCGACCCGAGAAAUGCUGUAAGCUGGGCGACUGAACGGACCCCGAGCGGGAGUCUGAGGCCCAGGGUCUUCGGUGAGGAGAGGAGACGAGGACAGCCUCGUGUGGAGCGUUUUGGCCGACGACCGAGAGUGGUGCCAUUCGAGGGUCGGCAGAGUUCGGAGGACAUCGACUGGAGGAGAGGAUACCUGAUUCAUGAGCUCCAACGAAUUAUUUGUGCAGAGAACUGAUAGAGUUACUGACUUGGUGCCUUUAUUGUAUUUGUUUCUACUAACCCAUCACCAAGAAGUACUUAUAGAGUGUAAUCAUUUAAUUGCAUAUGGUGUACUGUCUGUAAUUUUUUUCAUGUAUCUAUUCCUCUUCCACCUUCUGUCCAUGGUAGUGUUAAUCUUAAGUGGGUCUGAGUGGAAAUAGACCUUUCUAAAGUUGUCAUUUCAGUUCUUAUUUAUCUUUGUAAAUUUUACUGAUUGAAAUGGGACCAAGAUAUUUUCAUUAAAAAAAGUCAGUGUCAGUAUUCAUGAAAGUGUUUCUUGCCUUUGUUGUAUUUGUUAACUAUUAAGCUCUGUUUGGCAGGGUUUUUUUAGACUUGAACUAAGUUUUGUCAAAGGUUUUCCCGAUUUCGCACUAGUUUCUAUUUGCUGGUUGGUACGUGGGUACCGAGAGUCCCGAAGAAGGUUCUUGGCCCGAAAUCCUCCAGCACUUUGUGUUUCUCUGGAUUUCCUGCAUCUGCAGAUUCUCGUUUCCCAGAUAAUUA